This is a messenger RNA of Manduca sexta (tobacco hornworm), 5397 nucleotides long. It is a transcript of the gene Tmtc2, whose product is annotated as protein O-mannosyl-transferase TMTC2. Gene Ontology annotation, molecular function: mannosyltransferase activity; protein binding. The record is from RefSeq and is a predicted model, not a curated record. Gene Ontology annotation, cellular component: endoplasmic reticulum membrane. The transcript has 11 exons. Lineage: Eukaryota; Metazoa; Arthropoda; Insecta; Lepidoptera; Sphingidae. Gene Ontology annotation, biological process: protein O-linked glycosylation via mannose. Bases 321 to 3179 code for a protein of 952 amino acids.
GCGGCCGGGCCUGUCGGCAUGGCUCUUCCCGCGCACACCACGCUCGCUCUCCUUUGUACUUAUUAGUUGGCCGGUUCGAGUUUUCGCGCUGCGCUGUGUCCACAUGUUUACUGACAGUGACGGGCGUCAGAAAAAAAUUACCACUAUCAUUCAUCAAUAUAAACUUUUAAGCACUUAAACUAAUGUAAACUUGUAAGUUAUUUAUAAAGACGCGAACAUUAAAUAAGUGCUAACAUUUAAUUAUGGAGUGAACAAAGGAAGGAUUGUACGCGAAAAGAAAUGUGGUCGAUUCAACGCUGACGUAGAAGAGAAAGGUCAAUAUGGACCAUUGGGUGACGGCAGCGAGCGUGCUGCUGGCCUUUUUACUUUAUUACAACACGCUCGACGCCGGGUUCGUUUACGAUGACCGGCGGGCGAUCCUCUCAAAUCCGGAUGUCAUCGGCCACACUCCAAUAAUGGCAUUAUUCGAAAACGAUUUUUGGGGAACGCCGCUUACGGACCCGGGUUCGCACGGGUCGUACCGGCCGCUGUGCGUCGCUACAUAUCGACUCAAUUACAUAUUCAGUGGAUUCAGACCGUGGAGUUACCAUUUGCUCAACGUAAUAUUCCACUGCACCGCCACGGCUCUAGUAGUGACUACAGGGCGGCGGCUAUUACCCUCUUAUUGCAGAAGAGUGGGUACUGUAGUGGCCGGCUUCACGUUUGCGGCCCACCCUAUCCACACGGAAGCCGUGGCCGGAGUGGUCGGGCGGGCGGACGUAGUCGCUUGCAACCUAUUCCUCUUAAGUUUUCUUUUAUAUAGCGAGCAUAUACGACUGCGCGAGGAACGGCACAGAAGACAGUGUCGGCAUUCAGUCAAAGAGCAUGUAGAGCCCCGAGAGCCAUCAUCCAAUGAUCAAUCAUUUCGCCUGAGCUGUCACGGCUUGAUGCAGCACAUUAUGAUGAAUUUUCGUAGAUUGUUGAAGGCUGGCAAAGCUGGCCCGAUGAAAAUGUUAGAUACUUGUGAAGUUAACGGAACUUUGAGAUCGGUUAAGUGUCAGUACAGUGAUAAUGCGAGUGGAGAUACGUGUGAACUCUUGCAGUGGUUCACCUUAGGAGGAACACUUUUGUUCGCUGCAGCCGCCACUUUGUGCAAGGAACCGGCUAUAAUGGUUUUGCCUCUCUGCAUAUUCUAUGACUUUUUGAGAGCCACUCACCACGAGGAAUCUUACUUUAAGUGUCGGUGGCGCAGUGUGUGCGCACUUGGUGCUGGCGGCUUUGUGUUGCUGUACUGGCGGUUGCGACUUGCUGGAGUACCUACAGCAUUUGCCGCAGCGGACAACCCUGCCUCAAGAGACCCUUCCUUUUUGACAAGAUUAUACACUUUUGCAUACCUCCCAAUAUUUAACUUUUUCUUAUUACUAUACCCUUUUCAUCUAAGCUUCGACUGGUCAAUGGAAGCGAUACCCAGAAUAACAACCAUACUCGAUCCCAGAAAUGUGAUGACAGUCACAUGUUACGCAGUCAUAUCUAAAAUGACAUGGCGUCUCUUGGCCAAUGAAUUCAAAAAGCCCCAAGAGAAUUUAAUUAGGGAUGCCAAAUACUACAAGAAACAAAAUUGUAAGAUCAAGCACAAAUGGAAUUACAACAACUGCAAACAGUAUAACAGAGGGCAGGAUUGCGUCGAAAGAAAGAGCUAUCAUGCGCCACACAAAGAGAAUGUAUCAUCUAAAAAGCUGUACUGUCCGUGUACUGGGUGCAAACACUCGCUAACCGAUGAGCACACGAGCGUGUGUCGUGCGAGCAACAACAACAACAUCAUGAUGCAUAAUUCUGUUUGUAUCUGUCCGAUAUCAAACACCAAAAAUAGAACGCACAUUCUUAAUAGAGCAGUUAAAUGUACCCCGCAAGUUGCGUUUCUGAUGUUCUUGGCAUUUACAAUUCUGCCAUUUUUACCUGCAACGAAUGUUUUGUUCUACGUGGGUUUUGUUGUUGCUGAGCGUGUUCUAUACAUACCGAGUGUUGGUUUUUGCUUACUGCUCGGCCUGGGAGCCGGUGCGCUGACAAGAAAAUGGCAUCAAAACGAGAAAAGAAGCAGAUUCUUUAUGCUUGCCCUAUUGAUUGCAUUGUCUGCGCUGGGCGGUCGUACUUUGUCUCGAAAUAAUGAUUGGCGUGACGAAGAGAGCCUUUUCAGAAGUGCACUGCACAUCAAUCCACCGAAAGCAUACGGAAACUUGGGCAGCGUGCUGAGUGCGCAGGGGCGGCCUAAGGAAGCCGAGCACGCGUUCCAGAAGGCGCUCAAGUAUCGACCUAAUAUGGCGGACGUGCAUUAUAACUUAGGAAUUUUGUUACAAACACAGAGACGAUACAGCGAAGCUAUCAAAAGUUUCGAGAGAGCCAUUCAAUUCAGGCCUUCUAUGGCUCUGGCGUAUGUAAAUUUGGGCACAUCAUUAAUGGCGGAUGGGAGACUAUCAGAGGCGGCGAGCGCGCUGCGCGCCGGCUCCCGCGCAGAGGGCGUGCAUGUGCGGGACAGAAGAGAACACGACGCCGCCCGCGUGUCAGCGCUAGUGCAGUUAGCGGCACUGCAUUCACAGCGAGGGCAUUGGCACAAAGCCCUUUCAGCAUACAAAGAAGCUUUGCAAAUUUUACCAGCCAGUAAUACUCCUGUUGUAGGUUGGACGCGUCAUAAUAUCCUUUCAAUGGCGGGUGAAAUAUACGUUCAACUGCAGCAAUGGCCUCUGGCGGAGCACAGCAUUCUUUCAGCCCUCGCUAUUGCGCCGCAUCAUGUCGGCAUGCACAUAACCCUAGCGCAGAUCCUGGCACGGAAUACAAGCAGAAGUGUUGAAGCAGAGAUGUGGUUCAAAAAAGCACUUACGUUGGCGCCUGAUGACCCUUCGAUACGAGACAAAUUUGGAAUGUUCCUGAGAUCGCAGCGGCGGUUCCGCGAAUCAGCUGAGCAGUUGGUGGCUGCUGCACAGUUGUCGCCGCAGGACAGCGUGCGGGGCGGCGUCGGCUGCGCGUGCGCUGCGAGACGCACGCCGUUGCCGCACAGCAGAAAGAUGGUACGCGAGAGCAGUGCAGUUAAAUCCACAAGACGCCGAAUACCAUUCGAACUUGGGCGCCAUUUUACAUCUAAAUGGAAAGUACGCGGCGGCGACAACGUCUUAUCGAAAAGCCUUGCAAUUACAACCGAACGAUGAGAUCACCAUCACAAACCUGAAACGAGUAAGAGCAUUGAUGAACAACAAACGUAGAAAAUAGAUUCCUAGCGUAAACACACGAAAUAGGAUGUCAAUUGCCAAAAAUAUUCUUAUACAUCUGUUUAUUUUCGCAUAUUCUGUGGUAUAAUAACAGAAAUGCUUUUUGAAGUGCAGAUUAAAUACCCGAAAUAACGAUCUAAGUCUUAACAGUUUGUAUUUUUUUAUUAUAAUCUGUAAAGGUUUAUAGUCAGUCUCCGAUUUCUUCAAAUACUAUUAAUCAUGUUUAAUAAAAUUGUAUGCAAUGGUAAAAUGAUUAAGAUCUAACUCCCCAAUAUUGUACCCGUUUAGAUAUAGGAUUCGAUACAUACAUUGGUUACGAUAAUACGACAGGAAAUAUUUUAUGAUUUCUUAAUCGAAUUGUCAUGUAUAAUGAAGGGUCUUAAAACAACGUUAUAGGAGUAGUUAGAAAAUAAAUAUUGUAAAUAGAUUUUUUAAGCGUUAAACGAUUUUAUACAUGUGCAAGUAUAAAAACGAAAAUAUUAAUCGUUUAUUUUAAAAUAUAUUAUAUGACAUAUAAAACUUGUAAAUUCUUUUCGUCUUCCAAUACCUUUGACUUGUUUGGUCGUACAAACCGGUAUCGUGCGAUAUAAACAAAUAAUUUCGCGUAUAGACACUGUUACGAAGCCUGUAAAGUACAUCCGAUUGUUUAAUUGCAUGUAUGUCGAAAUAGUUUCGCAACGUUCAAAUUGAUCAAAAGCCACCACAUCAAUAAGGCAUUAGUAUUACCCGCAUUGUGGCUGUCCGGUGACCUAGAUUCAAAGGCCAUAGAUAUGUGGUAGUCGUUGCUUCUGUCGCCUCCUUAAUCCUAAUCAUGCAAGAGCUUUGUGGCUUCACCAUCCGAUUAUCACGCGGCCUGAUGAACGCUGCAUCAGUGUAGAUAGUAUAUCGGGGAUAAAUUAAUUUUCGUAGCAGGCCUUUUACGAUCAAUUUAAAACUUCCAUGAAAUAGAACUUCUUAAAAUCUUAGUCUUCGAACUUAAAGUGCAGUGCUUAAUGAACAGCGUGCGGAAACUGGACGAGGAGGCAGAAAAACCGUCUUAAAUAUAAUAUUGGAAGAUACACUUACUUACCUUGUUCUUAUUUUAAAAUGUUUGCAACGGAAAAUGCUUUCGACGUUGGUUUAUUAAAUAUACCAGUUCUGUGUGAACAUCUUUCUACUGCAACUUUAUUCUAAAAGUUUCUACGGAAUUUUUCCAUAGCUUAAAUAAAAUAAUAAUCACUGUAUUUUUUAUGAACUCUUACUCAUAUAUGUCACAGUAUAGUUACUACUUUACUCUUAUGAUAAGUUGCAUAUUUAUUUAAAGGAAUGCUAUUAUUAAUCGUAUUAAUGUGAUAUUGGAAUUAAUAAGAAUUUUAAAACGACUUUUAUUUCUUGAAGUCUGAAACAUAUCUAUUUCAUGUUUAUGUAGAUAAAUAUUAUCAGACAUUAUUGUUAUUAUGUGCUGUAUUUAUAAUACAAUUGUUGUAAAUAGCAUUAAAUUAUACAGUACAGGUACUGUAAAGAAUAUUGUAAAUUCUUAUAUUACUAAUGUUUAUUUUUUGUCAUUUAAUUCUCAUGUCUGUGACAAUAAAUGUAAAUUACGCUUUGUAGUAAUAGAUAAAGGCCAAAUGAUUUGUUUAUUUAGUUAAAUACAUAUGUAUCUGAGCAGUGUGGUUACUUGAUUGUGUUUAUGUGUACGUACGGUUCUUCAUCGUGAUCUCAUUAUUGUAAAGUUUUUAUUCGUUUAUUAUUUAUUUCCUAGAUGUGUAUAAUACAUAAAAAAAUCCCUACAGCAUAUUAAUUAUGAGUUCUGUGGAAAAUAGCCGUAGUUGGAAUCAAGGCGCCGCGCAAACGCUACAGUCAAUUACUGCACUACACACGAUACAAAAUGGCGCCAACUACGUAUUUUGUUUUCAUACAAUUAACAUGAAAAUAAUAGUUGCUUUUAUUAAAAUUGCUAAAAUAUUGAAUGGUAAAUUGGCGGAUACAAAGGGAAUUAGUUUGACAAUUUAAUUUUAUAUAAUAUCUGUUUCAUUAUUUGGCAGCGUCUGCAAGGAGACUUAUAUGUAACACACCGAUGGAUCGAAUAUAAAACAAAUUAUGAACUUUAUAAAAAUAAACGCCCAUAUUCAUAAACAUUAUUUAUCUAAGGACGGAGCAUUGCUGUGAUAACAAGUCU